Messenger RNA from Saccoglossus kowalevskii, 432 nucleotides. Its product is annotated as fibroblast growth factor receptor 4-like. Gene Ontology annotation, molecular function: transmembrane receptor protein tyrosine kinase activity; ATP binding. Gene Ontology annotation, biological process: positive regulation of kinase activity; protein phosphorylation; cell surface receptor protein tyrosine kinase signaling pathway. The record is from RefSeq and is a predicted model, not a curated record. Lineage: Eukaryota; Metazoa; Hemichordata; Enteropneusta; Harrimaniidae. Gene Ontology annotation, cellular component: plasma membrane; signaling receptor complex.
UGCGUUCAUCGAGACUUGGCUGCUCGGAAUAUACUACUGAAUGACAAACUGGUAUGCAAAUUAUCUGGAUUUGGAUUGGCAACUGACGUCCUUGAUCAACGCGAUUAUGAGAAAAGAACUCAGGGACGUUUACCAGUUCGCUGGAUGGCACCGGAGUCUAUAUUGGAUGGCGUGUAUACCAAUAAAAGCGAUGUAUGGUCAUAUGGUAUUGUUUUGUGGGAGAUAGCAACACUAGGUGGCGUACCAUAUAACGACAUGUCAACGCAGGAAGUGAUCGAGUCUGUGCAGGACGGAUAUCGAAUGCCAAGACCAGAUAAAUGUCACCAAGACCUGUUUUCAGCAAUGAAACGUUGUUGGGCAGAUAAUCCAGAGCGAAGACCUGCGUUUCAGAAGUUGACAAAGAUAUUGCAAGUCAUUUUAGAUGGCGAUAAG